Messenger RNA from Rosa chinensis, 1028 nucleotides. Its product is annotated as probable plastid-lipid-associated protein 8, chloroplastic. NCBI's taxonomy places the organism in Eukaryota, Viridiplantae, Streptophyta, Magnoliopsida, Rosales, Rosaceae. Bases 16 to 816 code for a protein of 266 amino acids. The transcript has 4 exons. The record is from RefSeq and is a predicted model, not a curated record.
AUCUCACCAAUUAUCAUGUACUCUGCCCCUGCAAAACCCAAUCUGGUUUGGAAGCUCAGCAUCAUCAACUUCAUGGCUGCUGCUCUCGCUUCUUCACUAGCCUUAUCGUGCUCCACACUCAGAGGAGGCUCCGAUCCCUCAAAACCCAGGUUCCCUAAUCUCUGCGCAAAGCCCACUAAUUUGGGUUUAGCUGUUUCGCCUCACUCUCAUUCUCGUAACCGCAAAAUUUUGAGAAUCUCGGCUACUGUCUCGGUCUCUAACCCGGAAUUACGGACCGGUCCCGACGAGCUCGCUGCUUCUAUUCUCUCCAAGGUGAUAGAUUCGGACAGAGGAGUUUUGCUGGAAAAGGAACAACAUAAGGAUGUGGCUCAAGUGGCCGAGGCAUUGCAGAACUACUGUGUUAGUGAACCAGUGAAAUGCCCUCUAAUUUUCGGAGAUUGGGAUGUGCUGUACUGUUCAGUGCCAACAUCGCCUGGGGGUGGCUAUAGGAGUACACUUGGCCGCCUUGUUUUUAAAACAAAGGAGAUGAUUCAAGUUAUUGAAGCUCCUGACAUUGUUAAAAACAAGGUGUCCUUCUCUGCUUUUGGGUUCUUGGAUGGAGAAGUCUCUUUAACAGGAAAGUUGAAGGCUCUGGAUGAUAAAUGGGUUCAAGUUAUUUUUGAACCACCAGAAUUGAAGGUUGGAGCUUUGGACUUUCGAUAUGGCGGUGAAAGUGAGGUUAAACUCCAGAUCACAUAUAUAGAUGAGAAUAUCAGGCUGGGGAAAGGCUCUAGAGGUUCACUGUUUGUUUUCAGAAGACAAGGUAAAUCUAAUUGAAGUGAUCAAGAAUCAUUCUCCAUGUAAAACUGCUUCAAUGCUGGUGAUAUCAAUGUUAUUCAGUGUAUAAAACUAAAGCUUUUUCACAAUUGCAUUGCAUUCAGCUGCAAAGCAUGAAGAUAAUAUGUCCAGUAGGAUUCAGUGGUCGCUACAAAAUAAUAACCGACAUGUUAAAGCAGACGCAGUUCACUUUAUCGAUUUUUGCUAUGGAA